UGACACCGUGCAACGAAAACGCAUUCAAAAUGGCUGGAGGUUGACUUCUCAUAAAUAACGACGCUUCGGUUUAAGACCAGAUUUCUUCGGAUUUGUUUACAGAGCAGACAUUUUUCUCAUGCUGAUGUGGUUCCUUUUAAUUCUGACUUAAAUCCAGUUGAAGGAAAGUUGACUUUGGAGAUAUAUUUUGACUUAACAAGCGACUGUUUUUGUGAGGGCAGAUCCUUCAGAGCUUCAGCUCCAUCAUGGCUUUCCACUACUGCCCACAGUGCGGCUCUAAACUGCAGCCGGGCUUUAAGUUCUGUCCGUCGUGUGGAGAGAAGCUGCCCUGCCCUGCCCUGUUAGAUCUCCCUGAAUCCACACACAUGGAGUGGUCAGCAGAACCCGAGCCGGAGCCGGUGUUGAAGGUCAGCUCACAGGUCCAGGCUCAGAGCAUGACAGAUUCUGCAAGGCGUAUGGAAAAUUCUGAUCUGGACUAUGCUUCUGGAGAUCCUUCGUCCUCCUUCUCCUCUUCCUCCUCAUCAGCACUGAUUCGCUCUCCCAUCAAACCCCCACUGAGAUCCGCCAUGAGGAAAUCCUGUCCACGUCUGUCCACACCUCCCAAACCUGCAGCAAUCAAGGAUCAGAGCGCGGUCUCGUCUCCACGGAAACGAAAAGCGGCGCUGGAAACCAAAGAAGAGGAAGUGCACACGGCUGUGACAUGUCAGUCUCCUCAGACUCCGCCCUCAGGCAAAGUGAAGCGGACGAAGCGAGCGAGUGCCGUGGAGCCUGUGCAGGAAGGACUGGUGUUAUGUGACCAGUCAGGAAAGAAGUGGACGCUCGGGAAGCUGUUGAGUCAGACGGACGUGGAGCUGAUGUAUGAAGUGCAACAGGCUGGUGUACGGAGCUCAUCUAAUGAAAUGAAACACAUAAUGAGAUUGGGUACAAAAGAUGGACAGCUGUUUAAUGAACAGAAUUUUCUCCAAAGAGCUGCCAAACCUGCUGCAGUGGAGAGAUGGAUGAAGACCCACAGGUUGAACUUCCUCGGAAUUCCAUCAAGUGUUGGUUUUGGUCUCCAUGAAACAUACAGGUUUUUGAUAUUUCCUGAUAUGGGCUGCACGCUGCAGUCACUUCUGGACACACAGACGGCGAGUCUCAGUGAGAGAGAAGUCCUGAAGCUGGCGCUGCGAUUACUGGACGCGCUGGAGUACCUCCAUGAAAAUGAGUACGCUCAUGCAGACCUCCAUGCAGGAAACGUCUACAUCAGGACAGAGGGAGAUUCUCAGGUUUUUCUGUCAGGUUUUGCUCACACAUUCCGGUUCUGUCCAGGAGGGAAUCAUGUGGAAUACCGGGAAGGCGGCCGGACGCCACACCAAGGAAACCUUAACUUCAUCAGUGUAGAUUCACACAAAGGGGCCGGUCCAUCUCGGCGCAGUGAUCUACAGUCUCUAGGUUUUUGUCUGCUCUUCUGGUUGACCAACACACUGCCCUGGAGUUCCAUCAUCACUCAGCCAGGCUCAGCUAUUUCUGCUCAGAAGGAAAGGUACAUGAACGAUGUUCCUGAAUUAAUGAAACACUGUUUUAAAAAGAAGAAAGUUUCAGGUGCCUUACAGAGUUACCUGUCUCAGGUGAUGAGCCUAUAUUACACAGAGAAGCCCAAUUACUCUGAGCUGAAGCUGGGGCUUAACGAGGCUUUAAAGCAGUCAGGUGGAUCUCUGAAUGAGCCUCUGGCUUUCAGGUGAAGAAAACAGAGUGAGAAGAGGUGACUCCAGAGGUGACUCCAGAGGUGACCCCAGAGGUGACCCCAGACUGCCUUGAGUUUUAUAAUAAAUCAUUUGCUUUUAGAGGAAACGGGAUUGUUCUCACGACGUGUUCAGGGUGUGUGUGUGUGUGAAACAUUUUAAACCACAGGACUGUCACUGUGGAUUGAUUUUGAUGUUGGAGCCAUCGACACUGGUUCAGAAACGGACAUCACUGGUGGUGUUAAUGGUGUUAAAGGUUUUGAUAGUUUUAUUUUUAAUAGUAGUUAUUAAUCAUUGUUAAGUGUGUGCAUUUGACAAUAAACCAUUUUAUUUA
Molecule: messenger RNA, 2055 nt
Organism: Hemibagrus wyckioides
Lineage: Eukaryota; Metazoa; Chordata; Actinopteri; Siluriformes; Bagridae
Gene: vrk3
Product: VRK serine/threonine kinase 3
Exons: 15
Coding region: 246-1721 (491 amino acids)
Biological process (GO): peptidyl-serine phosphorylation; signal transduction
Cellular component (GO): cytoplasm; nucleus
Molecular function (GO): ATP binding; protein serine/threonine kinase activity
Source: RefSeq, a predicted model, not a curated record